Penicilliopsis zonata CBS 506.65 is the source of this 2020-nucleotide messenger RNA. RefSeq lists its product as hypothetical. NCBI's taxonomy places the organism in Eukaryota, Fungi, Ascomycota, Eurotiomycetes, Eurotiales, Aspergillaceae. Gene Ontology annotation, cellular component: mitochondrion. The record is from RefSeq and is a predicted model, not a curated record. The transcript is spliced from 2 exons. Bases 215 to 1885 code for a protein of 556 amino acids.
AUUGCUCCCAAAAGAAUACAUCGGUAUGUCUAUUCCCCUUGAAUAGAGUCUCCCCAAUUAUAAUAUCGGGCAUCAAAAAAAUGACAAGAGUGGGAUUUGAACCCACGCCCCUUUCGAGACUGGAACCUUACUCCAGCGCCUUAGACCAACUCGGCCAUCUUGCCUUAUAAACUGUCCUCCGGCAUAUCUGUUACUAUCGGUCUGCUACUUCAGAAUGAUUUCCAUCAGGCAUGCUCGCCUUUUCCACUCGAUCCGAUCUGCCAGGACAAACAACUAUUUCAGCUACACCUCCGGUCGCUGGCUGUUCAACGAGCAGCAGCAACUGGACAAACGAUACAUCGAGUUCGACAUUCCAGCCCUGCAGCGCAUCGCCGGCCAGGCAGUCGGCAGUCGAUGUAUGAAGAUGGACAAGCUGCCCGAGGGACUCUUCAACAAGGUCUUCUCCCUGCACAUGGAGAAUGGCAAGGAGGUUCUGGCGAGGAUUCCAAACCCGAACGCGGGUCAUCCACGUUACGUGGUGGCGAGCGAGGUCGCAACCCUGGAUUUUCUUCGAACUGUUCUCGAUAUACCGGUUCCGCGGGUUCUCUCUUGGAGCUCGUCACAGCCUAACCCGGUGGGUGCAGAGUAUAUUCUCAUGGAACGGGUGCAGGGGAAACAGCUCAACGAGGUCUGGGAUGGUAUGGCUGAGACACAGCGCUUUGGUCUGGUGAAAAGUCUGGUGGAUGUUGAACGGAGACUGGUCAAAGCGAGAUUCUCCCUUCACGGCAGCUUGUAUUAUCGAAGUACACUCCAGGACACAAGCAUUGGGUUUCAGGCAGAUCCCACCGUUCCAUCUGAAUUUGUGUUUGGUCCGACGACCCAGCGGUCCUUUUGGGAAGACGGAAAACAAGCCUUGGAUAUUGACCGCGGUCCUUGUGGGUGGCAUUCAACUCUUUAUCGCAAUCUUCCAUCACAUCUAACAGUACCCAUAGGGAGAACUGCGCAGGAGUACCUGACGGCUGUCGCGAACCGUGAGAUUGCUCGCGUACAACGUCUUCAAAAAUCCAGCAAUGUCGCCGUACCUCCAGAGAGGAUUCCACAGAGCCGUGAGACUCAUGUUCGCCUCCUUGAGCAAUUCCUCGCCGUGCUUCCUCACAUCCUACCACCAGAAGACACACUCUCUCCCGUCCUGUUACACCAUGAUCUCCAUCCGAACAAUAUUUUCGUGGAUGCAUCCGACCAUACUCGAAUCUCCGGCAUCAUCGACUGGCAGGCAGUGUACACAGCCCCGUUGUUCAUCCAGGCCAAGUUUCCCUCCGUAUUUGACUGUGACGACCCAUAUCCAUGGGGUGCAGUCCAGCCCCAGCUACCAAAAGACUUUGAAUCCCUCUCACCGGCUGCAAGGGAGCACGCAGAGUCUGCACUGAGCAGGCUGAGACUGAAGAAGUUCUACGAACUGGCGUCGAGGAAAUUCAACCCACCUCUCAUCCGAGCCAUGGACAAGAUGAGAAACGACGAGGACCCGACCACCACCUUCAUAUUCCAUAUCCUCGGGCAGUCCUCCGAGGACGGUCCGGUUCCGCUCAGAGAACUCUUGAUCCAGAUCUACGAGAAAUGGGACUGGAUCAUGCAACGGCGAGGGUCGGCGAUACCAUGUCCUAUCUUCUUUUCGAAAACGGAGAUCGACGAAAGUCGACAGCAGGCAGAAGCCUGGGCGGAUGUAUUCGCUGACUUUGAAACUCUGCGAGAGACGCUUCUUGGAGACGACGGCUGGGUGUCUCAUGAGGAUUAUGACGAGGCCAUGCGCAGGUGGGAGGAGAACAAAGCAACGCUGGAGAAUCUGAAGAAGCGGUUAGAAAUGAUACUCUAUGCCUCAAUACUGUUCGCUCAAUCUGUACAGAGGUGAACUCACCGAAGGAUCCAGUGUUGCACUCUUUACCCCCAGUCUCGUUUCCGUCAGUUGGUAUGAUCAGAGAGUCAUAUAGUAGUAAUGUACUUCUCUCUCUCGAUAGACGUCACUCUGUUCUGAAUCUAUCACGGU